Gregarina niphandrodes is the source of this 942-nucleotide messenger RNA. RefSeq lists its product as hypothetical. Lineage: Eukaryota; Apicomplexa; Conoidasida; Eugregarinorida; Gregarinidae. The record is from RefSeq and is a predicted model, not a curated record. The coding region runs from base 1 to 942 and encodes 313 amino acids. The transcript has a single exon.
AUGGUUGAGACUCGUAGUACGGUGGACCUGCAGAAGGAGGCCACCAAUAUUAUACUAGAGGCCAACAAGUCCGGUAACAUGGACAUCACGCGAAUACAGGCGGUACCCCCGAAGAUAUGGGGACAAGUUUGCACAGCAUUGGACAUUGAGAGGUUAAUCAAUUACAACCAGUUACUUAUGCAACCGAAGUACAUGAAAGAUCUGCAAGAGGUACUCGCGGCCCGCAUAGAGGCUGAGAAGCCAGCAUUCACCCAUAGGAAGAUUCAGGAGGCGGGACAGCCAAAGACGGCUACCCAGACCACGACGAAUAAUCCACCUGCGAAUCGACCACCUACGUUAGACCUGACUUCGGUGGGCCAACAUGCACCGAUGAUGGAAGAAGUCUACUAUAGUGACCAUAGCUCGACACCGAGAGUGCAUGGUAAACGACAUACGAUUACGACUGACGGGUGGGCGAACAUUGACUACUUAAUGGGGGAUCCGGCUCAUAUGCUGAACCAGUUGCGAGGUGUACGAAUGUCACCAGAAAAGGCAUUCGAGACCAGGAAUAAGAUCCUGCAUAAGGCCCUAGUUGAUCCCGAGAUUGACAACACGGACAAGCUGAUAAUUCGUGUGAAUCAACUUAUCGAUCAAGGCCUAUUAUCGCAUGACCUAUCGGUCAAUGUACUUUUGAGCUGUGUAGUGUACGGGAAAGAGGGGACGAUGCGUCGGAUUGAGUCAGGUGCGAUACUAAAACCCAUAAACAUCUACAAUCUAAGUUCGCGCAAACGACCUGAUGAUAGGAAUCCGAGAACGCAGAACUCGAAUCCGAACACGUACGCUAGCAAGAACAAGAAGAAGAAUACGACGAAUUACAACAAUCAAAACCGACGAGGUAGUUACAGUAAACCUACAGAGACGACUAAGAACUGGACCCAGGGGCCCCCUUCUUCUUCUUCAUAG